Molecule: messenger RNA, 2705 nt
Organism: Bursaphelenchus xylophilus (pine wood nematode)
Lineage: Eukaryota; Metazoa; Nematoda; Chromadorea; Rhabditida; Aphelenchoididae
Source: the annotation of a GenBank genome assembly
AUGAAACCACUAACGCCGUCGAGAGAUGGGGAUCUGGAUACAAAGAUAACGUCAUCGAUGUCCGACAAGGAAGCAGAAGAUGCCAUGUACAAAGCCAUAAAGCAUUGGAAUUUGAUGGAUAAAAUGGUGGCAAAUGAUUCCAAGAAGCAGGAUGAUAAUACGAAAGAACAGGAGCAUGUCGGGAACCGGAAAUUUGAGAUUGGCGAGCGUGUUCUCUUGCAUGCGGCAAUGUGGAAUAAGAUCAAGGAUGGAUUCAGAAUGUGGGAUGUCCCUUUUAAAGAUAAAGUUCAAAAGGUAUGACAAGAAAACUAUUAAUCAAUUAUCCCGUAAAAGUUUUACAUGUGCAUUGGCUGGAUUGUAUCAUCUGAGAAUGAAUCUCAAAGCACUGUCCGUUUCUAUCUUCGGUCAAGUGAACAUCAACAAACUCUGGGUGUCGACUUUCAAGUUCCCAAUUUCAUUAUCAAGAAAGCCCCUCGGUCCAUCAAAUUCCAGACGCUUGAUUUUGCAGUAAUUGUUGACACGGCUUUGGUUGGUAUUGUAAAAUAAUUUUUUAGUGUUUUUUUUAGAAAAAGGCUAAUACCUAUACGGUAUUGGAGUGUGGCUCAGGUAAUCAAUUGAAGUUGAGACAGUUUCAAACUGCAAUUAAAGUAUCCGUGGAUCAGACUGAAGUAAAGACAAAUCAUUUAUCGGGUUAAUGUUACUUUUAGGCCAUAAUACUUCCAGUGUACAAUGCAGAAGAGCCAUGGGUUGUCGAAAUUGAUAAUCGGAGAACAGCUGCUCCACCAAACAAUCCAUUAGUUGAGAAAUCUAAUAAACGCAGAAUGACGCAACUUAUUUUUGGAUGUAAAGGGGAGAAAUUGAACUCCCAAAUGGCUCUGGAAACACUAACGAAACUGAAUAAUGACAGAAAUGGUAUAUUGUUCACACAGGUUUGCAUCAAAGACGAAGAUUUUGUGAAUACAGUAAUCGAUGACAAGGUUCCCUUGGUUGUUGCGAUCGAAAUGAAUUCUCCUUUUCUCAUCAACAUACUCAUUGCGUGUGGGGCCGAUAAAGACGUUAUGGACAGAAGAGGCAACACACUUCUACAUCUAGCCGCAGCAACGUAUGUUUCUAUCAAAUAAUCUGACCAGUUACAGGGGUUCCAUACACACUGUUCAAACGAUCCUGUACUAUAUUCCCGAGGUGAUUAAUACUCCCAAUCUUGCUGGGGAUACGCCAUUCCACGUUUUGUGCAAAGCAAAACAUUAUAAACUUCUGGAGAAGUUCUUGGAGAUCCCGGAAGUCGAUGUCACCUUUCGAGACUCGACUGGAAACACUGGCUUUCAUAGUCUAAUCAAAAUGGAGGAAGACGACCCAAUACGAAUUAAAUGUUUGUCACUGUUCAUGAGACCUGGUCCAUGGUUAACCGCCACUAACGGUGAGAACAUGGUCCCUUUGCAUGCUGCAAUUGCUUGGAAAAAGGAAAUGUAAGUAACGCAAAUAGAUUUUGAACUAUUCUCUAGGGCUGUAAACAUGUUCCUGGACAAUAUGAGCUUCGGAGACAGACCGAUCGGAUCUCCAGACACCGAUCUAUCGUUGGCUCAGGUAGCAGCAAAGAUAGGGAACUACAACAUCUUUCACAGAAUUGCUUCUGGAUGCAACGGAAGCUUCAUGGAGACCAGCACCAAGAAGAAUGUCAUGCACUUUGCAGUGGAAGGAUGGAGUAGAAACGAAAGUGAGGACUACCAAAGAUGUAGAAUCGUCCAGUUCCUGCUUGCCCGUCAAGAUGCUGUUAGACUUAACCAAGCAGAUCUUUUCGAGAACACCGCGGUCCACCUGUUGGCCAGAGUAGUCAAUGAAUUCGACCGCAAAACGCCUUACGAAAACAAAAUCUUCGAUUCGCUAGUGUCCAGCAAAGACCAGGUAAAUGUCCUAUAACCGAUGUACAUGUUUUAGGGCCUAAUGGCAUUAAUGAAUGCUUCCGAAGGCAAUUACCCUCUAGCGACUCUUUGUUUCUUUUCAACUUGUGGUGCUGACUUCUGGCAUGUGAAUGCUGAUGGAUUCACCCCUUUAGAUUUACUCGAAAGGGAGAACCUCCGAGUCCUAAUGGCCGAUUGUUCUAGAGCUGGAGUCAAGUAUGUUUCGAUUGAUGUGUGAAAAUUUUACUGACUGCUUAAUUACAGCUCCUGGACCCAAAUGCCAACCCGCAAGAAUGUUACAACCCCAGAGACUAGAAAUUGUUUCCGUUGCAAGAAACAAAUGGAUCCGAACAACGUUGUAUAUUGUCUACCGUGUCAGCAUUACUUUGCAUGCGCAGAUUGUCGUCAACACAUUGCCAGAAUGGAUAGAUGCAUGAUCUGUUCGAGUGAAAUUGAAGCCAUUCGCGCUUUGUGUGACGGUACGUACGGACUUGAAACAGUAUACUUUUCAGGAAAUGACGAACUGUUACACGGCGAAGUUGCGCCGCAAUGCACAGAGGAUGGAAGAAGUAAGGCGGAUUGCAGAAACUAAUUACAUUUUUAGAAGUCACGGACGUGCUUGAUGAAUUGAAGAACAAGAUCACGGCAUUAGAAGACAGUAUCCUCUGUGAGAUAUGUAUGGAAGAGCAAUGCAAAGUAGUAUUCAACUGCGGCCACACCGCCUGCCGCAACUGUUCAUCCGAAAAUAUCCUCAAGGAUUGCCAUAUGUGCCGUCAGCCGAUUAUAAAACGGGUUACUAUUUUCUAA